UUAAUGGAAUUUCUAGCUCAGCAUUCUUUGACGUUAAAUUCAAGAAAAGAUGUAAAAAAAAAUAAUUUACAAUAACAAGCACAAAACCUUGACGAAAACGCAGCCAAAAUGAGUGAUUUAUUGCUGGCGAAGGAAAAAAUGAAUAAUUUAUCCCCGAAAUCGCCGUACCCGCAAAUCGGACUAGGAGCUGCUGGUGGAUUCGUCACCGGCUACGUCCUGCUGAAGGUCAGUAAGGCGGUGGCAGUGGCAGCUGGCGGUACCAUUCUGAUCAUCGAACUGGCCCUUCAUGCCGGCGUGGUCAAGCUGGACGUUCUCAAAGUAAUUUCACAGCCUAGUCAGGAUCAAAGCCGGGCACAUCGUAGACUCUCCAAUGCCUUGUCCGCGGAUGAGGUCAAUCUGAGGGAAAAGGCAUGUAAUCUAUGCGCGGCCAGCGGGCGAUUAUGUGUGGCUUUUCUUGGGGGCUUCUUGCUGGGUUUCGGCUGGGCUUAACUAAAUUAAAAUAUUUAAAUAGUAAAAACGAGGAAUGCAAACAAA
Molecule: messenger RNA, 534 nt
Organism: Drosophila ananassae
Lineage: Eukaryota; Metazoa; Arthropoda; Insecta; Diptera; Drosophilidae
Product: FUN14 domain-containing protein fndc-1
Exons: 2
Coding region: 109-489 (126 amino acids)
Biological process (GO): autophagy of mitochondrion
Cellular component (GO): mitochondrial outer membrane
Source: RefSeq, a predicted model, not a curated record